AUGAGCAGCCCACCUCCUCUCACAGGGCGUCUCGUUCCCCUCAGGACCAAAGACGAGGUGCGCGCCAGCCUGGAGACUCAUAGCGUCUAUGUCGUUGAGGUGCCGGCCAAAUUUGCCAAUGUUAUCAAGGAUGCCGUGCAAGCAGCCUUGCCCGACUUCAAGACAUCAGAAAUCUCUCAUCUACGCCGCGUAGUGCAGUUCAAGUACCUGCCGUCGCAUCUGCAGAAACAGUUCUAUCCGCCCGCGAGGCUGCCGAGAGGUGAAGAAGAUGAUCCUGCCUCUGCAUUAUUAUCUUCCUCUGCUACACCAGCGCCCUCUGCUCCCCUUCCUGCGUCCUCGUCCUCGGCCGAUGAUGGCAGUGAGGCUGCUCAUGGCGCGACUGUUGCUGAAGAUUUUGAUUUAGUUCGCUACUUCCUCCUGUGCCCUACGCGCCAUAUCCCACAUAGCAACCUCGCAGCUCUCAUACGCACCUGUCCGCCGUUCGACGGCAAGACUCCACCGCCUCGAAUCCUCUAUGUGACCGUUCCCUCUCUUGCACCCAUAUCUGCAGAGCAGGCUGCAGAAUGGAGCGACAAGUACUGGCCCAUCUCUUAUAAGAACACCAAUCCCUACGGACCACAUCCGAGCCUCGUACAGCGCAAUCAGGACGAGAUACAACCCGAGGCGGGCAACUGGCUGGCGCUAGCUCGAGCAGCUGGCCAGCAGAUUUCGGAUCAGUGUCUGGGGGAGAAAAUCGGCGUCGUCGUGGUCGACCGCACCAGGAACGCACCGGAGGUCGUCGCUGUUGCAGGCGAUUGCCGCUGGAGAUCCUUCACCGGCACCGCUGAACCGCCCACCGGCACUGGCAACGUCAUGGCUCACGCUGUCCAUCGCGCCAUCGCUAUGGUUGCGAAGAAGCGACUUCGUGUCGCCGGCACCGACCCCGCUUACCUCGACCGCUCCCUCUUCUGCGACAACCCGCUCACAGACCUCGAGAAGACAUACUACGAGAAAGACAACAUCUCGUCAAGUGGCUAUCUGUGUGUUGACCUGGACAUCUACCUCACCAAUGAGCCUUGCGUCAUGUGCUCCAUGGCCAUCCUGCACUCGAGAUUCCGGCGUUGCAUCUUCGGGAAGCGAAUGCCAUAUACCGGCGGCAUGACAUCAGAUGGACCGGGCAACUCAUCGUCAGCGGGCAGUGGACUGAAGAACGGCUUGUUCUGGCGACCGAGCGAACUCAACUGGAAGUUCCUGGCCUGGGAAUUCAAGGAGGAAGGCAAGGCUGGGGAUGCGGAUACUGGCUUCAAGAAUACUUUGCAUGCGUAG
This is a messenger RNA of Alternaria atra, 1305 nucleotides long. RefSeq lists its product as uncharacterized. The coding region runs from base 1 to 1305 and encodes 434 amino acids. Gene Ontology annotation, cellular component: cytoplasm; nucleus. Gene Ontology annotation, molecular function: tRNA-specific adenosine-34 deaminase activity. The record is from RefSeq and is a predicted model, not a curated record. The transcript has 2 exons. NCBI's taxonomy places the organism in Eukaryota, Fungi, Ascomycota, Dothideomycetes, Pleosporales, Pleosporaceae.